Molecule: messenger RNA, 2205 nt
Organism: Haliotis rufescens (red abalone)
Lineage: Eukaryota; Metazoa; Mollusca; Gastropoda; Lepetellida; Haliotidae
Product: cytochrome P450 3A8-like
Exons: 14
Coding region: 64-1644 (526 amino acids)
Molecular function (GO): iron ion binding; steroid hydroxylase activity; oxidoreductase activity, acting on paired donors, with incorporation or reduction of molecular oxygen
Source: RefSeq, a predicted model, not a curated record
GCUGUCUGUUAUCUGGCGUGUUGAGAUAACGUCAGACGCCUCCAGCAAGUCUAGUUCAACACAAUGGACGCCCUGACACUGUUACUUGUCGGAGCUGGAGUCGUGGUUUGUGUCAUCCUGCUGGGCUAUAUAUACGCCACAUGGACACACGACAUGUUCAAGCUGAUGGGGAUCCCCGCGCCGGAGCCAGGCCUGCUGGGGAUUGUGACCCGCUACAAGACAGAGGGCCUAGCUGGGUGCGACCAGCGCCUUAUUAAGGAACAUGGCCGUGUUGUUGGCGUGUUUCAUGGUCGAAUCCCUUCCCUCCUCGUCUCAGACCCCGCCAUGAUCAAACAGAUUUGUGUGAAGGACUUCUCUAACUUCGUCAACAGAUCGACGUUCGGUCCUGUGCCGAAGAUCGUGAUGGACUGCAUCGCUGAGAUCUACGAUGAACAUUGGAAGUUCAUGCGCUGUGUCCUCAGCCCUACCUUCAGUACAGGUAAACUCAAACAGAUGAUGGUCCUGAUAGAGAGAUGUACACAGUUGCUGGUCAGGAACGUGGAUAAACAUGCAGGGGAGAAGAAAAACAUCGAACUGAAACAUCUGAUGGGUUGCUACACCAUGGACGUGAUCGCCAACACCGGCUUCAGCAUCGACCUCGACAGCCAGUCCAACUCCGACAACGUCUUCGUCACCUACUGCCGGAAGGCAAUGAAGCUAACCUUCCCAUUUAUCUUCCUUGUUACACUGCUGUUUCCAUUCACCAAGUCCGUGUUUGAGAAGGUGGACUUCCAGAUUCUGGACACCGACAAGGACAAGGCCAAGUUCCGUUCUAUGAUAAAACAGGUGAUCGAGGACAGAAAGAACAACCCCGACUCCGGCCACGGUGACAUCCUGCAGGCGAUGUUGGACACCCACAAGGAGGAGUCUGCAAGAGACGCGGAUGAUGAUUCUGAUGAAGAUACAGAGACCACGCUUGAUUUCAAGUACUUCAAGAAGCGAGGUUUGACAAACUACGAGAUCUUCUGCAACUCCCACAUCUUCCUCCUUGCCGGCUACGACACCACCUCCAAUGCUCUGACCUUCACCGCCUAUCUCUUGGCCAAACACCCCGAGAUCCAGGAGAGGUUGUACCAGUCGAUAAGGACUCACAUUGGUGAUAAGAAGCCCACGUAUGCCGAGGUGACGAAGCUGCAGUAUCUGGAGAACGUGUUCCUGGAGACUCUGAGACUCUACCCUCCGGCAACCAGGAUCACGCGAGUUCCAGGCAAGAGCACCACCAUCAACGGGUACCACAUCCCCGCCGGCCUGCCUAUAAUCAUACCGGUGUACGCCAUACAGCACGAUCCAGAAUUCUGGUCAGAUCCGGAAAAAUUCGACCCUGACAGGUUUCUCCCCGAGAAUAAGCAUGAGCUUCACAACUACAUGUGGAUGCCGUUUGGCGUCGGGCCCCGGAACUGUCUGGGCAUGAGGCUGGCCUUGUUGGAAGCCAAGAUGGCGAUAGUGGCGUUAGUGCAGAACUUCCGGUUUGUUGUGAGCCCGGAGACAGAGGCUUCUGUGAAACUUGAAAAGGGAGGUUUCGUUAGACCAGAGAACAAUCUUUAUAUCGGCGUUGAAAGACGCGAGCAGACUACAUUACAGUCUUCAACCCAGAGGCACAUAUGAACUAAUUACCUUUCACAUGACGAAUCUUCACAAGAUUACACACGAAUUGGAAACUAAGUUGUCUGUGCGAUAUAUUUAGUAACGAGGUAACUGGUAAGGUCAAGAAACUGAAGAUGUCCCUUGUUGAGGUGAAUGUCUGGGGCGAUUUCCAUCACCUAUCGUCAACAGUACUGUAGGGGACGUGACGGAGUGUGUAAGUAGUGUUUUCGUCAUUUUAAGAAUACGGUCUCGUGAAAACGUAUGACCGUCAAAUUGUGUCGUCCAUACACUUAUGAACGACAAUUUCGCGGUCAUGUGACCGACCUAUCGUUCAAUGAAAAGCCGUAUAUAGAGUAAACAUCACGUAAAACAUUAUAUAGCUUCAAACGCCAUACAUGCUAGCGCUUAUUACGCAUUACGAUCAGUGGUGGUAAACGCACAGAUCAGGACCUCGUUCAGGGGCUACGUUCAAACCGCUUUGUACGCAGUGCGAGAACUUUAACGACUGUCUAAAACAGAACAAUUUUAUUCAAGAUUUAGAAUAUGGGAAUCUAUUUUUGAAAUAAAUAUAUGUUUACAAAA